Messenger RNA from Monoraphidium neglectum, 984 nucleotides. RefSeq lists its product as hypothetical. The transcript is spliced from 4 exons. Bases 1 to 984 code for a protein of 327 amino acids. The record is from RefSeq and is a predicted model, not a curated record. NCBI's taxonomy places the organism in Eukaryota, Viridiplantae, Chlorophyta, Chlorophyceae, Sphaeropleales, Selenastraceae.
AUGGCAGACGCUCAUGCAGCGCCUGCAGACUUGGGCUCUGCCGAUGAGUACGAAGAGGUCGAGGUCGAGGUGACCGACGACGAGGACGACGAUACGGAGCAACAGCAGGCCACAUCAGCAGCGGUUGGCGGCGGCGGGGCGCCAUCGCCAGCGCAGGUCGCCGUUCUGCAGCAGCAGCAGCAGCAGCAGCCUCAGCAGCAGCAGCAGCAGCAGCAGCAGCAGCAGCAGCAGCAGCAGCAGCAGCAGCAGCAGCAGCACAAGGCAGAUAAGGACGCACAGCAAGCGGGGCCACCAUCCGGCGCCGCCGCCCAGCCGGAGCAGCCGGCCACGCAGCCAGCCAGCCAGCAGCCCGCGCCCAACGCGGCUCCGUCCCCCUCGACCCCCGCCGCCGCACCCCCUGCCUCCUCCGAGGCGGCGUCCGGCGCGACCGGCGGCGCCUCCGAGUUCGCGCAGAUAGAGGAGAAAGCGGCUCUGGUCGCCUUAGAGGUCAAACAGGCCGCCAGCCGCCUCGCCAUCGGCCUCCAAUCCGUCCUGGGCGCAGCCGCCGCCACCGCCGUCGCCGCCGCCGCACCCAAGCCGCCCGCGACCGCGGCUGCGCCAGCGCCGGAGGCCGCGGCGGGCGCGCUCGGCGCAAUUGGCACCAGCAUCAGCAGCUGGUGGGCCAAUAUAGAUAAGAACAUGACCGCGGAAGACGGCCAGGCGACGACGCCCGCCGCGGCGGCAGGCCUGGACGCAUCGCGCCCGCCUCGCAACAUCGGCGAGCAGCUUCGUGCCAGCUUCCAGCUGGCGGGGGAUGACGUGUUGGUUGAGUCGUACACGUGCAAGCUGCUGCAGACCUACGCCCCAGUCAGCAACGGCCUCACCCCACCCAUGCAGAUGACGCUGGCCGGCAAGCUUCACAUCAGCCAGCACGCCGCGUGCUUCGAGGCGACCGAGGCGUUUAGCACCACGGGCGCCGGAGACAAGCCGCUGCUGUUCAAGUGA